Pocillopora damicornis (cauliflower coral) is the source of this 1711-nucleotide messenger RNA. Its product is annotated as fibroblast growth factor receptor 3. Gene Ontology annotation, biological process: protein phosphorylation; positive regulation of kinase activity; cell surface receptor protein tyrosine kinase signaling pathway. Gene Ontology annotation, cellular component: signaling receptor complex; plasma membrane. Gene Ontology annotation, molecular function: transmembrane receptor protein tyrosine kinase activity; ATP binding. NCBI's taxonomy places the organism in Eukaryota, Metazoa, Cnidaria, Anthozoa, Scleractinia, Pocilloporidae. The record is from RefSeq and is a predicted model, not a curated record.
GAGAGAUUACGCAAGGCUUUUCACAUACCUCAAACUCAAGUUCCUUGAUAGUCACUCCCAUAAAUGAUAGGGACUUUACAAGUUACAUAUGUUUAGCAACCAAUAAGAUAGCGAUUGACUCGGUGACGUUCACGUUGCACGAAAAGGGUAUCAGAAAACACCCAGAGUUACACGAAGAACCUGAAACAAGUGCCUCCAAAAAUGUCAAUGCAGAUGGCAGAGAGUCACUCACCAAGUACCUGUCUAUAACAGCGGGCUUAGCGGUGAUCGCGAUCUUUGCUCUCUUCAUCAAACGAUAUAUGGCUAAGAGAUCCAGAGGACAGACAAAUCAGCGAACACGUGAAGAAGCCGAUGAGCUCCAAAUGGUGUCCUUGAGAUCGCAAGCCACAUGCAACGAGUUUUUUCCAAAUGGAGCUUGCAACGUAUCCUCAUCGGGUGACCCUGAAUGGGAAAUACCGCGAGCAAGGCUGAAUGUGGAGAAGGUUAUUGGGCGUGGCGCAUUCGGCGUGGUGUCACGAGGCUUAGCGUUUGAUUUGCCGGGAAAACCAGGAUGGACUGUGGUAGCAGUGAAGAGCGUUCAAGAUGAUGCUUCAGAAAAAGAGAAGGCAGACCUGUUGUCAGAGAUGUCACUCCUUAAACACCUAGAUCCUCAUCCUCACGUCAUCCGCCUUUACGGUUGUGUUACUACUGAAGCCCGGCCACUCGUAGUUGUCGAGUAUGCACAGUAUGGUGACUUGCUUGGGUACCUGAGGAAGAGCCGAGGAGUUCGAGAUAACUACUACAGUGAUCCCUCGGUAGAGCCCCGCACCAGCCUCACUUCCAAGCAACUGCUUCGGUUUGCUUGGCAGAUCAGUGACGGAAUGGACUACUUGUCGAAGAAAAAGAUCAUUCAUCGCGACUUAGCCGCGAGAAAUGUUUUGGUUGGUGACGAAGACGUUUGCAAAAUCACAGAUUUUGGAAUGGCCAGAGAUGUUUGGGCAGAGGAUAUAUAUGUUCGAACCCACGAGGGCCGUCUUCCAAUUAAAUGGACGGCUCCCGAGGCUCUAUUUGGAAGUGGUGCAUAUACGACACGGAGUGACGUGUGAGUUUGUUUUGUACAUAAUCAUUCGCCCAAAUAUCACGAGAACAUAUUGUGAAAUUCCCUGAAAUAAUCAAAAUUAUAGCAGCGUGCGUGCAAGUCCUAUCAAAUUGCUAAAAAGCCACCUUGGUAAAAAUUCUUAAUUUCGCAAUGGCCAUGCAUCCAUAAGAUGACAUGUUCGGUUUUACUUCGGCUGAAACUACCCGUUCAGUUUAGCAGCGAAGUUCCAAAUUUUCAAGACUUUUUUUCAGGUUCUAUCCCGAUUGAGAUAAACCUUAGGAAGCUCAAAAUGGAAAGAAAAUAUGCUAAAUAGUACUCGUUUCGAAAAAAGAUUAACAUGUCGCUGUUUCAAGCGACGAAAUUAGUUUCUGAGUUGACGAAACUUAAUUCUUAAACGCGAUGAGAAUUAUGACCGAAAAUAAAACUGGGUUUUGUGACUUAAACUGAACCUUUGCGACGUUAGGGACUCUGCAUUAGAACGGUAAAUAUUAUUUUGAAGUUUUGAUGUGUCCCAAAAGUGUUGUUUAAGAGAAGAUUUUGUUGUGAAAGAGUUCAGAAUUUUCCUCACAAAGCUACGCAAUUUUCUGAUCGUAAAUUCAGGUAAACAACCAUUAAAGCAGGUAAAUCUUCCAC